AUGAUUCGGAUGACUCCAUUGACUGGGGUAGUGAUUCGGAGUCCGAAUCCGAAUCUUCGGACGAUGAGAACCAAUAUCAAAAUAUGCGUGAGCGCUUCUUGAAGCGCCCUACCGGCGAGAGGGAGGAAAAAGAGGAUCGGGAAGAUCGCAAGAAGGAAAAACGUGCUAAGGAGGCCAAAUUGCGUCGCAAGCGUGUCGAGGAAGAUGCUGAUGAGGAAGGUGAAUGGGAAACUGUCUUCCCUCACACAGUUGAGAAGCCGAAGAUGUUCGACAAAGAUGCCGAAAUCGAUGUGCCCCUGACGCUGCAGAAAUUGUCCGAGAUUAUGGCUGCACGCGGCAAAAGGCGCACCGAUCGUCGCAUGCAAAUCGAGCUGCUUUUCGAAUUGCGCGACAUAGCCGAGCAACACGAGCUCGGUAAUGCCGUUGCUGUGAAGAUUCACUUCAGUAUCAUUUCGGCCAUUUUCGACUAUAACCAGAAAAUCUCCGAACCCAUGAAAUUGGAACAUUGGAGCAAAUUGCUUGAUGUUAUGCAGAGCAUGAUGAAGAUUUUGUUGGCCAACGACGACAUUCGCAUGAGCGAGGAGGUGCAAGAGGAGAACGAGGAAUUUAGCAAUCCACCGUAUGCAAUACGCGGCUGCUCACUUGCAGCUGUUGAGCGUCUAGACGACGAGUUCACCAAGCUUUUAAAGGAAUGUGACCCACACACCAAUGACUACGUUUCGCGCUUAAAGGACGAGGUUGUAGUAACUCGCAUCAUCGAGUCUGUUCUGGAGUAUUUCGAGCGCGUUGGGAAUAAUAACGAGCGCUGCCGCGUUUAUCUGCGCAAAAUUGAGCAUUUGUACUACAAGUUUGAUCCUGAAGUGCUUAAGAAGAAGCGCGGCGAGCUGCCACCAACAACUGUCACCUCAGUUGAUAUCAUGGACCGGCUCUGUAAGUUCAUCUACACCAACGACGACACUGACCGCAUACGUACACGCGCUAUACUGGCGCACAUCUAUCACCACGCUAUGCACGACAAUUGGUUCCAGGCUCGUGACUUGGUCCUUAUGUCGCACUUGCAAGACACCAUCGAUGCGGCAGAUCCAUCGACGCGCAUCCUUUAUAAUCGCAUGAUGGCCAACUUGGGCCUGUGUGCUUUUCGGCAGGAGAAUAUCAAGGAUGCACAUCAUUGUUUGGUCGAUUUGAUGGUGACCGGCAAGCCGAAGGAGUUGUUGGCACAGGGUUUGCUCCCACAGCGACAGCACGAACGCUCCGCCGAGCAGGAGAAAAUCGAAAAACAGCGUCAAAUGCCAUUCCAUAUGCACAUUAACUUAGAGCUGCUCGAAUGCGUUUAUUUGGUAUCGGCUAUGCUGCUGGAAAUUCCCUAUAUUGCUGCACACGAGUUCGAUGCACGCCGCCGCAUGAUUAGCAAAACCUUCUAUCAGCAACUACGUUCUUCCGAGCGCCAAUCGCUCGUAGGGCCACCCGAGUCGAUGCGUGAGCAUGUCGUCGCAGCCGCCAAGGCAAUGCGUUGCGGCAACUGGAACGCCUGCGCCAAUUUCAUAGUCAACAAGAAAAUGAAUACCAAGGUGUGGGACCUGUUCUAUGAGGCCGAACGUGUGCGUGAUAUGCUGGUGAAAUUCAUCAAGGAAGAGUCGCUGCGCACAUAUCUCUUCACCUACUCCAACGUCUACACCUCGCUGAGCAUCCCUUCGCUGGCGCAAAUGUACGAGCUGCCAGUGCAGAAGGUGCACUCGCUUAUCAGCAAGAUGAUCAUCAAUGAAGAGCUAAUGGCCAGCUUGGACGACCCAUCCGAAACUGUGGUCAUGCACCGCUCGGAACCGUCGCGUCUGCAGGCACUUGCUAUGCAGUUUGUAGACAAGGUCACCAAUUUGGUCGAUGUAAACGAGAAGGUCUUCGACAUGAAACAGGGUAACUUCUUCCAACGUGGCAACAUGGGAAAUCGCGAACGUGGCUACAACCGCAACCAGAACAACCAGGGCGGCAACUGGGGCGGGCAGCGUCGCGAUAACCGCAACCAGCGUAAUCGCAACCAACGCAAUCAGCAUCAUCAUAAUAAGCAACAACAUCAGCAACAGCAGCAGCAACAACACCACGAUCAGCAAAUUCAACAGCAACAUAUUAUCGAGGAGUAAGGCGUUGCGCAUCAGCGGUACACCCGUGACUCGGCAAGCAGGCAGUGAAGUAGAACAAAUCAGCAAUAAAUAAAUUAUUUAUAAUAUAAAUUUAAAUGAUGCGAACAGAUGUGAAAGGCGUAGGAAGUAGCAAAAAAGAAAACAGCGGCGUGUACUGCUGUUGGCGCACUCCCGCGUCAUUGCGUUGUGCAAACUUGCGUGAAUAGGGGUGGGAGUGCGCCAUAUCAAUUUUUUCGAGACGGAAGGCUCAUUAUGUCUACAUAUAUGUUUUAAAAUAUUUUUUACCCGAUGCAGAAUUGCAUUUUAAGUAAAUGAAUUUGUUUCUCCCUUGGUAACAUGCUAAAUUUGAGUAUUUAAGAUUAACUGCUUGUAUUGUAAAAUCAAAUAAAUCAAUAAUCCAAUGACAUCCAUAUUAUUAUCGACUUGCGAAUAUGUAUAUCUAUAUUACUAUUGUAUGUAGAAAAGAAUUGUACGAAUACCAGAUAAUGAAAAUAAUCAUUUGCAAAAAGAAAUUAAAUACAACAACGGAAAGCGCAAUA
Molecule: messenger RNA, 2674 nt
Organism: Rhagoletis pomonella (apple maggot)
Lineage: Eukaryota; Metazoa; Arthropoda; Insecta; Diptera; Tephritidae
Product: eukaryotic translation initiation factor 3 subunit C-like
Biological process (GO): translational initiation
Cellular component (GO): eukaryotic translation initiation factor 3 complex
Molecular function (GO): RNA binding; translation initiation factor activity; translation initiation factor binding
Source: RefSeq, a predicted model, not a curated record